UUUAAUGAAACACUGCACAAUCCAGUUUAAAUUGACAUUCGUGGGAAAAAAAUAUCUAUUAUUAAUAUCGAUUUAUAUCAGAAUAUAUAUCGAUUUUUCGACAUAUCGAUAGUUUUUGCAAAUCCUAUCUAUAAUGGCCCGUCAAAGAAAAGUUUGACGUUGCGUUCUAUAAUAGUGUUUGUUUAUUACCUAAAGACCUUUAGCUUAUUAGUUUUGAUUGGUUUAAAACUACAUUAAAACACGAAAGUGAUAAUUAAUCAGAAUCUUAAUUUUCAUUAAUCAACCGAUAAAAAUGCCAAAAGUAGUAUCGAGAAGUAUCGUAUGUUCAGACACCAAAGAUCAGGAAGAAUAUAAUGAAACAAAACCUUUACACAUUUACUACUGCUUAUGCGGCCAAAUGACCCUCAUAUUGGACUGUACGAUAGACCGUCUACCGUUGAGGCCUACUGAUGGAGCUCGUGUUAUAGAUGGUUCAAAGCAUGCACACAAAAUCACUUCUGAUCCUGAUGAAAUUGUUUACUUGAAAAGAGAAAAAGGAAUAGAGAGGCAAUAUAGAUUAAAAUGUAAGAAGUGUGCUAUACCUCUGUAUUAUAAACAUGACCAAGAAGCUAAUAUUGUAUUUAUUAUGAGAGGAGCAUUAGUGCAAUCCACUGGUGAGGGCGGUGUUACAGAUAUAUACAAACAGGUAGCAUUAGCCCAACCAAAGAAAAUAAUGGUCACCAAACAUACUAAGAACAUGGGUAAAUUCAGUUCUGUAACAGUGUCAACAAUAGAUGAGGAAGAAGAUGAGAUUGAAGCUAGGGAAGUGGCAGACAGUUAUGCGAACAAUGCCAGGAUUAUUGAAAAGCAGUUGGAACGCAAGGGUAUGAACAAGAGACAAGCUGAAACACCAGCCCAGACAUUAGAGAAGAGAGCUAGGGGCACCUUGAUUGAUAAAUAAAUACUGUUAUAUUUGUUUGAAUUAGUAAUGAUGUUUCUUUUAAAUCUUAUUACAGAUUGUCAUAAAACUUCUUCCUUGAACAUUUGAAUCCAAACCAGAACAUCAAUAUUAAUAUUCAAUUCAGUGAUUGGUUUAAAUGUUUGAGUUUUUUUUCUAUUGUUAACACAUUUUGGUGUGGUAACUGACACAGCACUCUGUAACUGUAAAUAGCAAGAAUUAUAAACAUGUUUUAUAAAUACCAAAUAAGUGGAAAUAAGUCUAGAAAAACUAGUGAUAUUUUAAAAUGUGUAAUGUAUUAAAUGACAAAUAUUGAUUAUACAAAUCACUAUAUAACUGUAAUGUUAAAUAAAAAUACAGAAUAUUGAUUCUCACUUUUUUUUAUUAUAUGAAAACAAUUUUACAAUAUCCCUUUAAAACAAAUAAAAUAUAAUGAAUUAAUAAUGUCUCAAUUUCAUUUGAUUGAUGGAAUAAAUAUAUCUUUCAAUUGUAAUUUUUUCCAUUAUUUACACAUUUAUGUACAAUUUUGUAAUUUGAUUACUAGCCGCCAUGCUAGCAUUGAAAAAUUACUACACAAGAAACAAAUUUGAGUAUGGAUUACAAUUUUUACAUUAUUUACAUAAAAUCUAUUAUAAUAAAAGUAUUGUAGAUUUGUUGUCGCAUAUUAAUUUGGAUCUGCUACAAUUUCCAAUAUUUUUUAACAAGUCUUAAACAAAUGGAAGUUCACAUUAGAAAAAGAAGAUUGUUAAUAAAGUCUAAACAGGAUAUACAGUGUGAAGUGAUUGAACAACACUGUCUUCCACCUAGCAUUCAAAAAUAUUGUAGUCAAAUAAAAUCAAAUUAUAGAGUUUUGAAACUGAAUAAACUGCUAUGCUUCUCAUUUAC
Molecule: messenger RNA, 1822 nt
Organism: Diatraea saccharalis (sugarcane borer)
Lineage: Eukaryota; Metazoa; Arthropoda; Insecta; Lepidoptera; Crambidae
Source: the annotation of a GenBank genome assembly